AUGCACGGCGAUCGCUUUAUUCCCUCGCGCGACGGCUCCGACCUGCAGGCUGCCUUCCAGCUGAUUUCCGAGGACCCACUUACGCCUGGGGGGCGGAACAAGCGCAAGAUGGCUUCGGAUAUGGACGCACAGUCUGAAGAGGCCAACGAAACCUACUCGAUGCUCUUGUCGUCCGAGCUGUUUGGCGCAGACGCAGGUAUCGGCAACCCGAGCGGUGUGACAAGCUCGCCGCGCUCGAGCACCGCCCGCAGUGGCGAUCACUCACUGCCCACGACGCCUUCCAAGAAAAACCUUCUUUCGUUCCGCAGCCCCACCUCGGGCUCGUCGACGCCUACGCGCUCGCGCGACCGGAAUCUGCAGGCGUCGCAGCUCUUCCCUGCGUCGAGCGGGCGCCUGCGCGAGUCGUCUUCGUACGACGGGAUCGACAGCGAGCUGUACGGCACGAACCUGUACGCGCGCGGCCCGACACGGCACAGCAUGUCGGACGCCGGGCUAUUUGGCGGCCUGUCGUGCACAUCGAGCCUCGCAUCCUCGCUGUACCCUCCGCGCGACCAGACAGAUUCGCCGGUGCACACGGCGUACAGCACGAGUCCGGUCAAGCCCGAGAGCCAACGCAUCCUCCUCAAUGCGCGGAAGCCCGCGCGGAGUAUCAGCAAAGUGCCGUACAAGGUGCUCGACGCGCCGGAGCUUGCUGACGACUUUUACCUGAACCUCGUGGACUGGUCGAGCCAGGACGUGCUGGGUGUUGGUCUCGGCAAGUGCGUCUAUCUUUGGUCGGCCAAGACCUCGAACGUGACCAAGCUCUGUGACCUGCAAGGCGUCCAGGACAGCGUCACGGGCCUGAGCUGGGCGGAGCGCGGCAACUACCUGGCGAUCGGCACGCACUCGGGCCUCGUCCAGAUCUGGGACGUGGAAAAGGAAAAGCUGCUGCGAACCAUGAUGGGCCAUACUGCGCGUGUCGGUGCAUUGUCGUGGAACAGCUAUGUGCUGACCACUGGCUCGCGCGACCGCACCAUUUACCAUCGCGACGUGCGCGUUCCGGAGCACCAUGUAAAGACGCUCCUUGCGCACCGCCAGGAGGUGUGUGGCCUGCGCUGGAACCCCACGCGCGAGUACCUCGCGUCCGGCGGCAACGACAACAAGCUGCUUGUGUGGGACGGAGUGAGCGAGACGCCGCUGUACCGCUUCACCGAGCACACGGCCGCCGUCAAAGCGAUCGCCUGGAGCCCCCACCAGCAAGGUCUGCUGGCCUCGGGCGGCGGUACGGCGGACAUGAAGAUCCGCUUUUGGAACACGCAGACCGGCACACCCCUCUCCUCGAUUGACACGGGGAGCCAGGUGUGUAAUCUGGCGUGGAACAAGACGUCGAACGAGGUGAUUAGCACGCACGGGUACUCCAGCGGACAGGUGCACAACCAGGUGCAGCUGUGGCGGUACCCCAGUCUGUCGCAGGUGGCGACGCUCACCGGGCACACGAUGCGUGUGCUCUACCUCGCCAUGUCCCCGUCCGGCAAGUCGAUCGUGACCGGUGCCGGUGACGAGACGCUGCGGUUCUGGGACCUGAACACGCCCGCACGCGACGUGCUCGACAAACGGGAAGACCGCAGCGUGCAGUCGUCCUUUGUCAAGCUUCGCUGA
Malassezia japonica is the source of this 1638-nucleotide messenger RNA. It is a transcript of the gene CDH1, whose product is annotated as substrate-specific activator of APC-dependent proteolysis. Lineage: Eukaryota; Fungi; Basidiomycota; Malasseziomycetes; Malasseziales; Malasseziaceae. Gene Ontology annotation, cellular component: anaphase-promoting complex. The record is from RefSeq and is a predicted model, not a curated record. Gene Ontology annotation, molecular function: ubiquitin ligase activator activity; protein binding; anaphase-promoting complex binding. The transcript has 4 exons. Gene Ontology annotation, biological process: anaphase-promoting complex-dependent catabolic process; positive regulation of ubiquitin protein ligase activity; positive regulation of anaphase-promoting complex-dependent catabolic process. Bases 1 to 1638 code for a protein of 545 amino acids.